Messenger RNA from Aspergillus terreus NIH2624, 1071 nucleotides. RefSeq names its product aldo/keto reductase. The transcript is spliced from 5 exons. The coding region runs from base 1 to 1071 and encodes 356 amino acids. The record is from RefSeq and is a predicted model, not a curated record. Lineage: Eukaryota; Fungi; Ascomycota; Eurotiomycetes; Eurotiales; Aspergillaceae.
AUGGCACCAGAGCUUCCUCCCAUGCUAAAGGCCUCCAGAGAGGCCACCAAAGUCUCGUACCGACAACUGGGGAAGAGCGGACUGCGCGUCUCCGUCCCUAUACUGGGAGGGUUGAGUCUUGGGUCUACUGAGUUUGAACCAUGGGCACUCGAUGAAGAGAAGGCACUUCCCCUACUGAAGGCUGCCUACGAUCGAGGCCUCAACACCGCGCAGUGGGACACGGCCAACAAUUACUCGAAUGGCAAAUCCGAAGAGAUCAUCGGAAAGGCGAUUCAGACGUACAACAUCCCGCGGCACAAACUGGUCAUCCUCACCAAAUGCUGGGCCCCCGUCAGCGAGCACGAAAACGUGUAUGUUGUCCCGUACGCGGACGAGAUGCGCGCCGACAAGGAAUAUGUGAAUCAAUUCGGUCUAUCUCGCCAGGCGAUUUUCAACGCAGUGGACGCAUCCCUCAAACGCCUGAACACCUCCUACAUCGACCUCUUCCAGAUCCACCGGUUCGACAAGUUCACCUCGAUCGAGGAGACAAUGGAGGCGCUGCAUGACCUGGUUCGAUGCGGGAAGAUCCGGUAUAUCGGCGCAAGCUCGAUGCGGACGUACCAGUUUGCGAUGAUGCAGCAUUGCGCGGAAAUGCACGGCUGGACCAAGUUUGUCUCCAUGCAGAACCAGUACAGUCUCCUCUACCGGGAGGAGGAGCGGGAAAUGAACCGGUUCUGCGCAGAGACUGGCGUUGGUCUUAUUCCCUGGGGGCCACUUGACGGCGGAAAGCUUGCACGCCCUCUGUCGAAAUUAAAUGCUACUCCUCGGUCUGAAAAUGGCGAUCCCGACGUGCAGACUGCCGGGGCAACUAUCAUCAACCGAGUCGAAGAGCUGUCGCUGAAAAAGGGCUGGCCCAUGAGCCACGUGGCGUACAGCUGGGUGAACAAGCGGGUUGCGAGUCCCAUCAUCGGCUUUAGCUCUGUUGAGCGGAUUGAUGAAGUACUGGCGGCAGGAGAUAAGGAGUUGACCGCGGAAGAAGAGGCUUAUCUUGAGGAGCCUUAUGUCCCACGGGCUGUUUCUGGUCAUGAUUGA